CUGUGCGCUUGCGCCAGCGUCUCUGGCUCCGGGGCCCGGCGGCCGCGGCUCUUUUGUUUCCCUGCUGGAGCCCGAGCCGGAUCCCAAGCUAGGGUCGGAGGCCGGGUCAAGACCGGGUUGGAGUCGGAUCGCGUCGGCAUCCCAGACUGCCCGAUGGGGCGCGCCCCCUGCCCACUGCCCUCGGUCCGUGCCGUCGCCUGAGCCCCGGCCUGCCUGGCCCGGCCCGGCCCGCGCCAUGGAGCCCGGCCGCGGCGGCCUGGAGGUCGUGGGCAAGUUCGAGUUCUCGCGAAAGGACUUGAUUGGGCACGGCGCCUUCGCCGUGGUCUUCAAGGGGCGCCACCGCGAGAAACAUGACCUGGAGGUCGCUGUCAAGUGCAUUAACAAGAAGAACCUCGCCAAGUCUCAGACUCUGCUGGGGAAGGAAAUCAAGAUCCUCAAGGAACUGAAACAUGAAAACAUCGUGGCUUUGUAUGACUUCCAGGAAAUGGCCAAUUCCGUCUAUCUGGUCAUGGAGUACUGUAACGGCGGGGAUCUGGCCGACUACCUGCACACCAUGCGGACGCUGAGCGAGGACACCAUCCGGCUCUUCCUGCAGCAGAUUGCAGGCGCCAUGCGGCUCCUGCACAGCAAAGGCAUCAUCCACCGGGACCUGAAGCCCCAGAACAUUCUACUGUCCAACCCCGGUGGGCGCCGUGCCAACCCCAACAACAUCCGGGUCAAGAUUGCUGACUUCGGCUUCGCCCGCUACCUGCAGAGCAACAUGAUGGCGGCCACACUCUGCGGCUCCCCCAUGUACAUGGCCCCGGAGGUCAUCAUGUCUCAGCACUACGAUGGGAAGGCGGAUCUGUGGAGCAUCGGCACCAUCGUCUACCAGUGCCUGACGGGGAAGGCGCCCUUCCAGGCCAGCAGCCCCCAGGACCUCCGCCUCUUCUACGAGAAGAACAAGACUCUGGUCCCCACCAUCCCCCGGGAGACCUCAGCCCCGCUGAGACAGCUGCUCCUGGCCCUGCUUCAGCGCAACCACAAAGACCGCAUGGACUUUGAUGAGUUUUUCCAUCACCCCUUCCUUGAUGCCAGUGCCGCUGUGAAGAAGUCGCCACCUGUGCCUGUGCCCUCGUACCCAAGCUCGGGGUCUGGCAGCAGUUCCAGCAGCAGCUCCACCUCACACCUGGCCUCGCCACCGUCCCUGGGAGAGAUGCAGCAGCAGCUCCAGAAGACCCUGACCUCCCCAGCCGAUGCCGCCGGCUUCCUGCAGGGCUCCCGGGACUCAGGCGGCAGCAGCAAGGACUCAUCCUGUGACACCGAUGACUUUGUCAUGGUCCCAGCCCAGUUUCCAGGUGACCUGGUGGCUGAUGCGGCUUGUGCCAAGCCCCCACCGGACAGCCUGAUGUGCAGCGGGAGCUCACUGGCGGCCUCAGCUGGCCCAGAGAGCCGUGGCCGGACCCCAUCUCCUUCCCCGCCCUGCAGCAGCUCCCUCAGCCCCUCAGGCCGGGCCGGUGCAUUCUCCAGCAGCAGGUGUGGUGCCUCUGUCCCCAUCCCAGUCCCCACUCAGGUGCAGAACUACCAGCGCAUUGAACAGAACCUUCAGUCACCCACCCAGUACCAGACCGCACGGUCCUCUGCCAUCCGCAGGUCGGGCAGCACCAGCCCGCUGGGCUUUGCACGGGCCAGCCCAUCGCCCCCAUCUCAUGCCGAGCAUGGAGCUGCCUUGGCCAGAAAGCUCUCCCUGGGCGGAGGCCGGCCUUACACACCAUCUCCCCAAGUCGGAACCAUCCCUGAGCGGCCAGGCUGGAGUGGGGCGCCCUCCCCACAAGCAGCUGAGAUGCGGGGUGGCAGGUCCCCUCGACCAGGCUCGUCUGCACCAGAACACUCUCCCCACACUGCCGGACUGGGCUGCCGCCUGCACAGCGCCCCCAACCUCUCCGACCUACAUGUCGUCCGUCCCAAGCUGCCCAAGCCCCCCACGGACCCGCUGGGGGUGGCAUUUGGCCACCCGCAGGCCAGCCCCCCGCAGCCCUCCCAUGGGCUACAGUCCUGCCGGCCCUUGCGUGGUUCACCCAAGCUGCCUGACUUCCUGCAGCGGAACCCCCUGCCUCCUAUUCUGGGCUCCCCUACCAAGGCCAUGCCUGCAUUCGACUUCACCAAGACCCCCAGCUCCCAGAACUUGCUGACCUUCCUGGCCCGGCAGGGAGUGGUCAUGACGCCGCCUCGGAACCGGACGCUGCCCGACCUCUCCGAGGCGGGGCCCUUCCAGGGGCAGCCGGUGGGCCCUGGCCUACGGCCCACUGAGGACACCAAGGGCCCCUUUGGCAGGUCCCUCAGCACUGGCCGGCUCACUGAUCUACUCCUUAAGGCUGCAUUUGGGACGCAGGCCCCUGACUCGGGCAGCACGGACAGCCUGCAGGAAAAGCCCAUGGAGAUCGCACCCUCUGCUGGCUUCGGAGGGAACCUGCACCCAGGAGCCCGUGCUGCGGGGGCCAGCAGCCCUUCCCCCGUGGUGUUCACCGUGGGCUCGCCCCCCAGCGGGACCACGCCACCCCAGGGCCCCCGCACCACCAUGUUCUCGGUGGGCUCCUCCAGCUCCCUCAGCUCAGCUGGCUCCUCCUCUGCCCGCCACCUGGCACCUGGGGCCUACAGUGAGGCCACUCUCGAGGUCCCAGCCCCUGGCCACUGCUGCAGCUUCGCUGACCCUGUCACUGCCAACCUGGAGGGGGGCGUGACCUUCGAGGCCCCUGAUCUUCCCGAGGAGACUCUCAUGGAGCAAGAGCACACGGAGAUCCUGCACAGCCUGCGCUUCACACUCGUCUUCGUCCAGCACGUCCUAGAGAUUGCGGCCCUGAAGGGCAGUGCCAGUGAGGCAGCUGGGGGGCCUGAGUACCAGCUGCAGGAGAGCGUGGUGGCCGACCAGAUCAGCCUGCUGAGCCGCGAGUGGGGCUUCGCAGAGCAGCUGGUGCUCUACCUGAAGGUGGCUGAGCUCCUCUCCUCGGGCCUGCAGACCGCCAUUGACCAGAUCCGGGCUGGCAAGCUCUGCCUGUCCUCCACCGUGAAGCACGUGGUUCGGAAGCUGAACGAGCUCUAUAAGACGAGCGUGGUGUCCUGCCAAGGCCUGAGCCUGCGGCUGCAGCGCUUCUUCCUGGACAAGCAGCGGCUCCUGGACCGCAUCCAGAGCGUCACGGCAGAGAAGCUCAUCUUCAGCCAUGCAGUGCAGACGGUACAGUCGGCCGCCCUGGAUGAGAUGUUCCACCGUCGGGAGGACUGUGUCCAGCGCUACCACAAGGCCCUGCUGCUCAUGGAGGGGCUGCAGCAGAUCCUCACAGACCAGGCGGACGUGGAGAACAUCGCCAAGUGCAAGCUGUGCAUCGAGCGAAGGCUCUCAGCCCUGCUGAGUGGCAUCUGUGCCUGACCACCCGGAGGCCCGGCCCACUAUGCCCGUGGGGCUGGACCAUCUCUGCUGAUCCUGCGGGGGAGGGGGCAGUGUGCUGGCUGGGCUUCAAGGGACAAGCCUGUGGCCUUGACACUGCUUGCUGGAGCCGGGAAAAGGACUGUGGCUUCCCAUUCAGCAUCCAGAGCUAGGCCUCGAGCUGCAUCUUCGUCACCUGGACUCUGCAGCUGUGGACUUCAGGGCACUGGAGGGCCCUGCACAGAACCUCCACCCAGGCCAGUCCCCUGGCCUUGCUCACAGGCAGAACUCCCAGCCCAGCCAGUCAUCAGAAUUUCUCUCCUGGCUGCCUCCAUGGCAGGUGGGGAUGCACAGGCAGCUCCUGACCCCACCUAGACCCCAGGGUCAUCACGCUGAGGACAAGCCAAGGCCUGGAGACCGUGAUGCCCACUCAAGCCAAAGCCGCCAGGCCUGCCCAGUGGAUCCACCCAGGAAAAGGUGUGUCCUCCUGGCUCCCACCCCACCCUUCCCCAGACCACCCCUAGCUUUGUGAGUCACCCAGCACUUUAUGCAGAUGGACUGGUCCCGGUCCCAGCUGUUGCACUACAAGGCGCGUGUACAUAUCCAUAUCCACACACAUACAGAAGUAGCCCCACGAGCGCGUGCGCUGUGCCUGCCACCCCGGACCCCCCGGGAGACACAGCCGUCUUAUUUAAAUGUUCUUUUAGGGACGGACAGUAUGAAGCACCGAGCUUCCUAAAACCCAGCACAGACGUUACAGUCUUUCUCACUUUACUCCUAAAACGUGUCUUAUUUUCUUCAGCUUUUUUGUUUUUUAAAGAAGAAAACUCAAAACCAGUUGAGGACGUUUAUUUUGAAAUGGUGGGGGGCAGGACAGGGGUGGCCUCAGCAUCCAUGCUGAGACCUGGGCGGGGCGGGGAGCCCUCCCGCUCCCUGCCCCCACCCCGAGCCGCUCCCUGCCCGAAGACAGUGGGCAGGUGAGCAGCACCGUGUUUGUGCAAAGCUCCCCCGUCCAGUUUUCACAGUAGGUUUUGAUGUCAACCCCCCUCCCCCACCCCAGCCAGGUCCUGGCUGCUGCAGGGGGUGGUCCACCUUCCAGGCUCAGGGGGGGCCUUUCCUGGUCUGCCCAGCUCCUCCCAGAGUGUCCCCCAAAUGCAGAGGGAGCCGUGCCAGCCCAGGCACCCAUGGCAAGGGCUUCGAGGUCUCCACACAGACCCGGGCGGAGACCCUCUCGUGUUUCUCUCUUGCGAUACUUGAAAUCUCGCCACUGUGCUUGGACGUAGAAGAAGAGGAGCAGCCCUGGGAGUCGUGUCUGUCUCAUCACCCGUGACUUAAGUUUCUCCCUACUGCGCAGAAUGUGUUCGUAUUUAUUGCUUUAUGGUCGGCCAGAAUCCAGGGCCACCAGGAGGCUGGCGCCAUGGGAGGGGCCUCUGGCAGCUGCCCAUCCCGCUGCCUGCUUCCUGGGGUGCGGUGUGCGUGCUGCCAGCCCAUCCUGUUCUCUGCAGCACGGCUCUGGACCCUCGGUCUACUUUAAAAGAAGUUUUGUGUGCUCUCCCCCUCUUUGCGUUAAAUUGUGUAACAACAAUUUAAGGAAAUAAAACCUCUGGAAUUGUU
Molecule: messenger RNA, 5014 nt
Organism: Phacochoerus africanus (Common warthog)
Lineage: Eukaryota; Metazoa; Chordata; Mammalia; Artiodactyla; Suidae
Gene: ULK1
Product: unc-51 like autophagy activating kinase 1
Exons: 28
Coding region: 236-3403 (1055 amino acids)
Biological process (GO): axonogenesis; positive regulation of autophagy; autophagy
Cellular component (GO): cytoplasm; autophagosome
Molecular function (GO): ATP binding; protein serine/threonine kinase activity
Source: RefSeq, a predicted model, not a curated record